Haemonchus placei is the source of this 1035-nucleotide messenger RNA. Lineage: Eukaryota; Metazoa; Nematoda; Chromadorea; Rhabditida; Trichostrongylidae. The record is from the annotation of a GenBank genome assembly.
AUGGAAUUCCAUGGUCUGACCGAAAUACCAUUUCUGUUGCAGGGUUAUCUUUCCGAAGCAGGUGCGUCACUGGUUGACAAAAAACUCGGACUGAACAUCGUACCAACAACGGCACUAGUUGAACUGGCAGCACCAACAUUUUACUAUGGACGUAUGGACAGAGCAAAAGCCAGAGCUAAAGAACGUAUUCAGUCAAGAUAUCCGGAUCUUGGUCGACGAUUUCAUCGAAUUGGUCUACCUCCAAAGAAAGGCAGUUUCCAACUGUUCGUCACUGGCUAUCAGGAUGCAGCCCAUUGGCUUCGUAUUUGGGACAAUUUCCCCGAACAAGCACCACCACCUGUCACUCAACGAGAAUUCCAACUAUUGUUCGAGAAAAUUGUUGUGCUCGAUUACGUGAUCAGAAAUACAGAUCGUGGAAACGACAACUGGUUGAUCAAGUACGAACAGGCCGAGGUGGUUGAAACCCCCGUUGUUCCGAAUGAUCCGAACCCGACAAGUGUGGAAACACAGCAACAGCAGGCAGUACCUGAUGAAGGCCAGUUGAUCGAUUUGGCCGAUGGUGUCAAUCGAGCCUGUGGACCUGAAGAACUCGUCGACGAACAACAAACGCGUUCAUCAGCUGAACCGGCACCAGCUGAAGUGGAAUGGGCCGAUGUGACGGUACCAAAGGUGUCAAUUGCUGCAAUUGAUAACGGUCUAGCAUUCCCGUUCAAACAUCCAGAUGAAUGGAGAGCAUAUCCAUUUGGAUGGGCCCUAUUGCCAAUGGCUCAGAAGCCGUUCAGUGAGGAGACAAUCAACGCGAUUCUCCCGUUGCUCGAUGAUACGAAUUUUGUUCGGGAACUUGGCGAAGAGCUGAAACAGGUCUUUAAGAAGGAUAAAGGUUUCGACAAGAAGAUGUUCGAACGUCAACUAUCGGUAAUGCGUGGACAGAUCUUCAAUUUGCGAGAGGCCCUACGUACAAAAAAAUCGCCUUACCAAUUAAUUCUCGUACGAAUUUCUUUCAUUGUUGAAAGUCUAAAUGCAUACAUGAGGUAA